Penaeus monodon (black tiger shrimp) is the source of this 788-nucleotide messenger RNA. Its product is annotated as inositol oxygenase-like. The record is from RefSeq and is a predicted model, not a curated record. Gene Ontology annotation, cellular component: cytoplasm. Gene Ontology annotation, biological process: inositol catabolic process. Lineage: Eukaryota; Metazoa; Arthropoda; Malacostraca; Decapoda; Penaeidae. The transcript is spliced from 5 exons. Gene Ontology annotation, molecular function: inositol oxygenase activity; iron ion binding. Bases 22 to 765 code for a protein of 247 amino acids.
UCCCCGACGCCCCGCAUCCUCAUGAUCGACCCGUCGCUGGUGUUCCCGGGCCCGGGGGAAGCCAUCAAGAAGUCGGGAUGGAACUUCAGGAACUUCCCUGAGGAUUCGGACGACCCGCAGCUGAAGAAGGUCAAGGAAACCUACGUGAAGAUGCACACGAACCAGACGCUGGACUACGUCAAGAAGAAGCACGAGCACUGGCGGAAGUUCGACAAGUUCGAGGCGAGCAUCAUGGAGGCGCUGCAGAGGCUGAACGCGCUGGUGGACGAGAGCGACCCCGACGUGUCGGUGCCCAACAUCGUGCACGCCUUCCAGACGGCCGAGCGCAUCCGCGCCGCCCACCCCGACAAGGACUGGCUGCAGCUCACGGGCCUCAUCCACGACCUGGGCAAGGUGAUGGCGUUCUACGGCGAGCCUCAGUUCUCCACCGUCGGCGACACCUUCGUGGUCGGCUGCGAGGUCGCGAAGUCGGUCGUCUACAGGGACACGACCUUCCACGACAACCCCGAUAUGAAGGACCCGAAACUUAAUUCCAAAUACGGAAUUUACGAACCCAACUGCGGCCUUAGCAAAGUGUACAUGUCUUGGGGCCACGACGAGUACCUGUACCACGUCCUCAAGCACAACAAGUCCACGCUGCCGGAGGAAGGUCUCUACAUGAUUAGAUUCCACUCCUUCUACCCCUGGCACACGGGGGGAGACUACAUGCACCUGUGUGACAACCGCGACCUGGAGAUGCUUCCUUGGAUCAGGGAAUUCAAGUGAGUUCCCUGAAGCCGCUUGGGGCC